AUGACUAAUUUUGAAGAAAAAUUUCUUGACGGUCCAAAUGUUGGUUAUUGUUCUUCUUCGGAUGAUGAACAUUCUGUGCCUAAAAAAGAUCAAGUUCUAACCAAAAACGCUUCAAAAUAUCAGAAAACAGAAAGAACUGGACCAAAAGGUGUUUUGGCUGAUUAUCAACUUUCUGAACAAGAAAAAUUUAUCGAACAAAGGGCAAAGGAGGCAGCGCUACUCAAAGAAGCGACUCGUUUUACAUUAGAAAAUCCACCAAAUAGACAAGAGGAGGAGGAGGAUGAAGAAGAAAUUGAAUUGAAAAGAAUUAGAGAGCGAAGAGUAGAACAAUUGAAAAGUAGAGCAAAGGGUCAAGUUGUAAAAAUCUCUGAUCGUUUUGAAUUUCUCAAUUUAAUUGAACAACAAUCUCUGGACAUUUUUCUUUUUAUUUUAAUUCAUCUUGAAGGAAAUGAACGUUGUGAACAUUUAAAUUUUGCUCUGCUUGAAUUAUCUGGUAUUUUGAAUAAUCAGGAAAAAAUGAAAUUUUACAAAAUUGAAAGUACUGUUUUGGGAACAACAAAUAAAUUUACAAAAGAAGCACUUCCAGUACUUCAAAUUUAUAAAGCAGGACAAUUAAUUGGAAAUUUUAUUUGUUUGGAUAAGGAGAUGAAUGAAGAUUAUGAUGGCCAAGAUUUGUUUAAAUUUUUAAAGAGAAAUGGAAUUUCUUUUGGUUAGUUGCGAGCAUUUCACUAUUUUAAUGGGAUGUAAAUGUUUUGAAUUUUUUAUGAAGGAUUUUAUUACUUUGAUGAUUUAUUGCUUUUGCUUACGGCAGAGGUGGGUCGGAAUUCCGAUUUCCGACUUUUUUCCUUCCGAUUUUCGAAAUUUUAUUAAUUUUGGAUUUCUGACACCUCUGCUGUUUCGACCCAAUUUUGAUUGCAACACUGGCUUCUUGGUCCUCCAAAAUUUUCGCAUAGGAAAUUUUUCGUAUAAGGCGCUGAAAAAUAUAAAUAUAUGUACAGAAAAUUUUCGCUCGGGACGAUAAAUUAAAAGCCGAAGGAAAUCCGA
Molecule: messenger RNA, 1044 nt
Organism: Meloidogyne enterolobii
Lineage: Eukaryota; Metazoa; Nematoda; Chromadorea; Rhabditida; Meloidogynidae
Source: the annotation of a GenBank genome assembly